AUGGAACGUGUACACCUAGACUACGCUAGCCCAGUCGACGGUCAAUAUCUACUUAUCUUCGUGGUCGCAUUCUCUAAAUUCAUCGACGUCGCUAUCACCUUCACUAUAUCAGCUAAUCGUACUGCCGACCUUUGUCGAGAAUUUUUUUGCAAAUACGGUCCACCGGACGUGCUUGUCUCAGACGGAACGCAGUUCACCUCUGAAACGUUCGCCACCCUGUGCAGGGAAAUGCAGAUCUCUCAUCUACUCUCCCCGGUCAACCACCCACAGUCUAAUGGCCAGGCCGAAAGAAUGAAGCAGCAGCUGUACGACUUUCUCUACAGCUAUCGCCCUUGCUCGAAUGCCUCCGAGGGCAAAGCUCCAGCCGACCUCUUUUUUGGACGCCGUAUGAACUCUCCGUUUACCAAGUGGCUCUCGAAACAUAACACCCCGAAUCCGGCUUCAGCGGAACUCUCAACCAAACAACAAGACAUGUCAAAACAAUUUUCGAAGCAUCACGGUGCUCGAUCACGCCACUUAACGGUGGGAGAUCGAGUAGUGGUACUAACCCGUAAGGACAAAAGGGAACAAGGUAUCAUCAAGGCCACAUCAAAUACCAACUAUUCAAUACGCCUCGAUGACGGCAAGGUCAUCGACCGACACAUUAAUCACAUCUGGAAAGGUGGCUCCCCCGCUCUUAUGCCACCUACGCAUCAAGAUAACGGCUGGACAUUCUAUCAGCCUCAUUCGCCACAGACUUCUCCGCAAGACGUUCCUCCCGCCCCGAGACGAAUCACCGACCAGAAGCCUCUUCCACAGCUCCAACCUUAG
Messenger RNA from Mycetomoellerius zeteki, 810 nucleotides. RefSeq lists its product as uncharacterized. The transcript has 2 exons. Gene Ontology annotation, molecular function: nucleic acid binding. Lineage: Eukaryota; Metazoa; Arthropoda; Insecta; Hymenoptera; Formicidae. Gene Ontology annotation, biological process: DNA integration. Bases 1 to 810 code for a protein of 269 amino acids. The record is from RefSeq and is a predicted model, not a curated record.